Molecule: messenger RNA, 951 nt
Organism: Anisakis simplex (herring worm)
Lineage: Eukaryota; Metazoa; Nematoda; Chromadorea; Rhabditida; Anisakidae
Source: the annotation of a GenBank genome assembly
GCUGGAGAAGACAGUGGAGCACAUUCAGGACCUGCUUUCUUACCGUGGCAUCGAGAAUUCCUGAAGAGAGCCGAAAUCGCAAUUCGCGCUAUUGAUCCGUCCUUAUCAAUACCUUAUUGGGAUUCGUCGCUUGACAGUCACCUACCAAAUCCACAAGAUUCCAUUUUGUGGACUCCGCUGUUUUUUGGUGCGACCGACAUGUACGGUGAUAUUAUGAACGGCCCAUUCGCUAGAUUCAACACCCUUGAAGGACACACGCACAUUCAACGAGAUCUUGCAAAAGACGGUCGUUUGCUAACGGAAGGCGCAAUAAAUGAUGUUCUCUCUCAAACAGCAAUUCACCAAGUACUCGCCUAUACUGCACCCGAAAGAGGAUGUCCGUACAGGACGAAUUUUCGAGCAUUAGAAUAUAUUCACGCGAGUGUGCAUUUAUGGAUUGGCGGCGAUAUGAAACCUCCGGUGACUUCAGCCAAUGAUCCCGUCUUUUAUUUUCAUCAUUCGUUUAUCGACUGUAUCUUUGAGUUAUGGCGACAACGACGGCAAAACAGAGGCAGUCGUGAAUCGCAAUUUCCUCAGAACGUUGCCCAGUGCUCAAGUAGGGAACACUUUUCAAAUGCGUUAAUGCGACCGUUCAACAAGUUCAACAUACAAGGCCUUUCGAAUGCUUAUACGGAUAACAUGUAUACGUAUGCGGAAAGACCAACGUGCUCGAAGGAGGGCGAUUGUGGAUCACCGUAUUUGUUUUGUUCGAGAAAUAAGCGAAGUAAUCAUUGGCGUUGCGUAUCGAAAAUACGAGUGAAUGGCAGAUGCAACGGCUUUGAAAAUGAGGAUGCGUGUUAUGAAGGUGUAUGCGUGAGGGGACUUUGUCGUGCCGGACUUUUCAGCAGGAAGGUAUUUCUGUUCACUUCAUUUGAUUUAAUGUGCACAUUCUGGGUAAGUAGUUGGAAGUAA